UAGAAGAAGAAGAUGAGCGGAGGAUAUAGCAGCAUCGAUGCAGUGAAGAAGAAGAUCAAGGUGCUGCAGGAGCAGGCGGAGGAGGCAGAGGACCGAGCUGCCAAACUGCAGAAGGAGGUGGAGAAGGAGAAGAGGUGCAGAGAGGAGGCAGAGGUGGAGAUGACGGCCCUGUGUCGUCGUCUGCAGUUGAGUGAAGAUAAUCUGGAUCAAGCUCAGGGAGAACUGUGCUGCGCCCUCAAGAAACUGGAGGAGGUGGAAAGGGUGGCAGACGAGAGCGAGAGAGAUAAGAAAGUGAUCGAGAACACGGCUCUGAAGAAUGAGGAGAAGAUAGAGAAGCUGGAGUAUCAGCUGAAAGAAGCCAAAGCGAUCGCAGAGGAGGCCGACUGCAAAUAUGAAGAGAUUGCUCGUAAACUGGUGAUGGUGGAAGGAGAACUGGAACGAGCUGAAGAAAGAGCCGGGCAGGGACAGAGUAAGGUUCGGAGGUUGGAGGAGCAGCUGAGGAGUUUCGACCAAUCAAUGAAGAGCCUGCAGGCGUCUGAGGACAAGGUACUGAGGGUCACAUGACCCCCCCGCCUGCUGUCGUUCAAACCAAAGGAGCUCCUCCUCCUGACCUCCUGCUGCCUCCUGUGACCUCUGACCUUUGGCUGCUGCUUCAGCUCCACCUCCUGCUGCUGCUUUUUGCAUGACUUUAACUGCUGCAUCCCCCAAAAAAACCGCACACACACACACCUGUCCAUAACAAACCACACACACACACACACACACCUGUCCAUAACAAACCAC
Molecule: messenger RNA, 783 nt
Organism: Plectropomus leopardus (leopard coralgrouper)
Lineage: Eukaryota; Metazoa; Chordata; Actinopteri; Perciformes; Serranidae
Source: RefSeq, a predicted model, not a curated record